UGAAGAAUUACAUAUCAAGAACUUUUGCGUGUUACAGAUGGUUUCAGUGAUAGCAACUUGCUUGGAACGGGAAGUUUUGGUUCUGUUUACAUAGCAACAUUUGCGGAUGGGGCUAUAUUGGUGAUCAAGGUGUUCAAUUUGCAACUAGAAGGUGCACCCAGGAGUUUUGAUACGGAAUGUGAAAUGUUGCGCAAUAUUCGUCAUAGAAAUCUCACUAAAGUUAUUAGCAGUUGCUCUAACUUAGAUUUCAAAGCCUUGGUACUCCAAUACAUGCCUAACGGGAGUCUCGAAAAGUGGUUGUAUUCUCAAAGGUACUUUUUAGAUAUCUUGCAGAGAUUAAACAUAAUGAUAGAUGUGGUAUGUGCAUUGGAAUAUCUCCACUACGGUUAUUCAAUACCAUUAGUUCAUUGUGAUUUGAAGCCCAACAAUGUCCUGCUUGAUGAAGAUAUGGUUGCACAUGUAUGUGAUUUUGGCAUUUUAAAGUUCUUGGGUGAGGGGGAUAGUAUUGUGCACACAAAGACUCUAGCUACAUUGGGAUAUAUUGCAUCAGAGUACGGAUUGGAAGGAUUAAUAUCCACAAAAUGCGAUGUUUACAGUUAUGGAAUUAUGUUAAUGGAAACAUUCACAAGAACUAAGCCCACUGAUGAUAUGUUUGCCGGAUAUUUGAACUUGAAGCUAUGGGUGAGCAAGUCACUACCUAAUGUGAUAACUCAGGUUAUAGAUGCCAACUUGAUCACACCAGAGGAAGGACAAGCCAGUGCAAAGGUGCGGUGUGUAUCACCCAUCAUGCAAUUGGCUCUGAAUUGCCGUGCAGAAUCACCACAAGAGAGGAUGAACAUGCAAGAAGCUCUGGCUACACUAAAGAAGAUCAAACAUAAGUUUCUUGCAAGUUGAGAAAGGCAAGAAAUAUGAAGAUUGCAUUGAUUUGAGAGAUGGAACUAUUCGUAGCUUCAUGAUAUCGGAACUAUUGG
Molecule: messenger RNA, 971 nt
Organism: Cornus florida
Lineage: Eukaryota; Viridiplantae; Streptophyta; Magnoliopsida; Cornales; Cornaceae
Product: receptor kinase-like protein Xa21
Exons: 3
Coding region: 184-894 (236 amino acids)
Biological process (GO): protein phosphorylation
Molecular function (GO): protein kinase activity; ATP binding
Source: RefSeq, a predicted model, not a curated record